UUCGUGCGAACGGAGAACCGCCUACAAAACGCAGGCUUCGUCGGGGUUACGAUUUCUUUCGGAUUCCCGCUUAGACUAGUCGUUUACCGUCUCCGUUUUCUCUCCCUCGACGGGAUCUCUCUAUCGUCUCAUCCGUUAUAGGUGAUCCCAAUGUCAAAGAAAAGAGGUCUUUCUUUGGAGGAGAAACGUGAGCAAAUGCUUCAAAUUUUUUAUGAGUCUCAAGAUUUCUUUCUUCUAAAAGAGCUUGAGAAGUUAGGUCCCAAGAAAGGUGUGAUAAGUCAGUCAGUGAAGGAUGUUGUGCAAAGCUUAGUGGAUGAUGACCUUGUUUUGAAGGACAAAAUAGGCACUUCUGUAUACUUUUGGAGUCUUCCUAGUUGUGCUGGAAAUCAGUUGAGAAACACUCGAUCCAAGCUUGAGUCUGAUCUUUCAAGCAGUAGGAACCGUUUUGCUGAGCUGAUCGAACAAAGGGACAACUUGAAGAAAGGCAGGGAGGAGUCUGAUGAGAGAGAGGUUGCUCUGGUGGAGCUGAAAGCUGUUGAGCUUCAGCAUAACAAGCUGAAGGAAGAAUUAGCCUGUUAUGUAGACAAUGAUCCAGCUGCGGUUGAACAAAUGAAAGUUGCAAUUGAGGUUGCACAUUCAGCAGCUAAUAGAUGGACAGACAACAUAUUUACCCUACAACAAUGGUGUUCAACCAACUUCCCUCAAGCCAAAGAGCAACUUGAACAUUUAUACAAGGAGGUCGGAAUAACAGAUGAUCUGGAAUAUCUGCAAUGAUCUGAGUUCCUUGCUGUUGGUGGACUUCACUGCCUAUCCUCCGGAAUAGAGCUUAUUGAAGUUCCAAUCACUGGACACCUUGAACAUAUUUCCUGAAAGAAGUGAAAUGUAAUGUGACUUUAGUUUCAGAUUCUGAUCGCAAAUUUUGGGCUUGUAUCCCGAGCAUAGUGGCUUACUAGCCUCAGCUACUUCUCCAAAAGACUGGUCUACUUAAAGACUUGGAGCCUGGUUGCGUAAAGACUUGAUACAUCUGAACCAGUAAGUUUCCGGCUGAGAAUAAUUACACUCCAAAA
Messenger RNA from Musa acuminata subsp. malaccensis (wild Malaysian banana), 1067 nucleotides. Its product is annotated as meiotic nuclear division protein 1 homolog. The record is from RefSeq and is a predicted model, not a curated record. Gene Ontology annotation, biological process: reciprocal meiotic recombination. Gene Ontology annotation, molecular function: double-stranded DNA binding. Gene Ontology annotation, cellular component: nucleus. NCBI's taxonomy places the organism in Eukaryota, Viridiplantae, Streptophyta, Magnoliopsida, Zingiberales, Musaceae.